AGUGUACCGGGCCGGCACCGGGGCGCGGGUGGGAGGCGAACGCGCCAGCCACGCGUGUCCGGGCGCAGGUGCCGGGGGCGGCGGCGACGCCGGCGACAACUCCGCAGCGUCCGCUCGGGAGGAGAGUUGGUGGCUGAUCUCGGGAUGCCUCGCAGAUGCAGAAUGUGUCUGUGGCCAGCAGGAGGAAGGAAGAGGAAGUGAGAGCAGCGCAGCCGGCGGCGCAGCGGCCGACCCGGACUGUGUGGACACGUGCGGCCGCCUCCACCCUAGGAGCCCCAGUGCCACUGGCUUUGGACAUUCUUGGGGCUCACAAUGCCGCCACCCGCGGACAUCGUCAAGGUGGCCAUAGAGUGGCCGGGCGCCUACCCCAAGCUCAUGGAAAUCGAUCAGAAAAAACCACUGUCUGCAAUAAUAAAGGAAGUCUGUGAUGGGUGGUCUCUUGCCAACCAUGAGUAUUUUGCACUGCAGCAUGCCGAUAGUUCGAACUUCUACAUCACGGAAAAGAAUCGCAAUGAAAUAAAAAACGGCACUAUCCUUCGCUUAACCACAUCUCCAGCUCAGAACGCCCAGCAGCUCCACGAACGCAUCCAGUCGUCCAGUAUGGACGCAAAGCUGGAAGCCCUGAAGGACCUGGCCAGCCUGUCCCGCGAUGUCACCUUUGCCCAGGAGUUUAUAAAUCUGGAUGGCAUCUCUCUCCUCACACAGAUGGUCGAAAGCGGCACUGAACGAUACCAGAAGUUGCAGAAGAUUAUGAAGCCUUGCUUUGGAGACAUGCUGUCAUUUACCCUGACGGCCUUUGUAGAGCUGAUGGACCAUGGCAUAGUGUCGUGGGAUACGUUUUCUGUGGCGUUCAUUAAGAAGAUAGCAAGUUUCGUGAACAAGUCAGCCAUAGACAUCUCAAUCCUGCAGCGGUCCUUGGCCAUUUUGGAGUCAAUGGUACUCAAUAGCCAUGACCUCUACCAGAAGGUGGCGCAAGAGAUCACCAUCGGCCAGCUCAUCCCCCAUCUUCAGGGGACAGACCAAGAAAUCCAGACCUAUACCAUUGCAGUGAUUAAUGCACUUUUCCUGAAGGCUCCUGAUGAGAGAAGGCAGGAGAUGGCGAAUAUCUUGGCUCAGAAGCAGCUGCGCUCCAUCAUUUUAACCCACGUCAUCCGAGCCCAGCGGGCCAUCAACAACGAGAUGGCGCACCAGCUGUACGUUCUGCAGGUGCUUACCUUCAACCUCCUGGAAGACAGGAUGAUGGCCAAGAUGGACCCCCAGGACCAGGCUCAGAGGGACAUCAUAUUUGAACUUCGAAGAAUUGCUUUUGAUGCUGACUCUGAACCUAACAACAGUGGCGGCAGCGUGGAGAAACGCAAGUCCAUGUACACCCGAGAUUAUAAAAAGCUUGGCUUCAUCAAUCAUGUGAACCCUGCCAUGGACUUUACGCAGACCCCUCCUGGAAUGCUGGCUCUGGACAAUAUGCUGUACUUUGCUAAGCACCACCAGGAUGCAUACAUCCGGAUUGUGCUUGAGAACAGUAGCCGGGAAGAUAAGCACGAAUGUCCCUUUGGCCGCAGUAGCAUAGAACUGACCAAGAUGCUGUGUGAGAUCUUGAAAGUGGGCGAGCUGCCCAGCGAGACCUGCAACGACUUCCACCCGAUGUUCUUCACCCACGAUAGAGCCUUUGAGGAGUUUUUCUGCAUCUGUAUCCAGCUCCUGAACAAGACAUGGAAAGAGAUGAGGGCAACCUCGGAAGACUUCAACAAGGUAAUGCAGGUGGUGAAGGAGCAGGUUCUGAGAGCACUCACAACCAAGCCUAGCUCCCUGGACCAGUUCAAGUGCAAACUGCAGAACCUGAGCUACACUGAGAUCCUGAAAAUCCGUCAGUCCGAGAGGAUGAACCAGGAAGACUUCCAGUCUCGCCCGAUUUUGGAGCUCAAGGAGAAGAUUCAGCCAGAAAUCUUAGAGCUGAUCAAGCAACAACGCCUCAACCGCCUCGUGGAAGGGACCUGCUUUAGGAAACUCAACGCCCGGCGGAGGCAAGAUAAGUUUUGGUAUUGCCGACUUUCACCAAAUCACAAGGUCCUGCAUUAUGGAGACCUGGAAGAAAGUCCUCAGGGAGAAGUGCCACAUGACUCCUUGCAGGACAAACUGCCGGUGGCAGAUAUCAAAGCCGUGGUGACAGGAAAAGACUGCCCUCAUAUGAAAGAGAAAGGUGCCCUUAAACAAAACAAGGAGGUGCUCGAACUUGCUUUUUCCAUCUUGUAUGACUCAAACUGUCAGCUGAACUUCAUUGCUCCUGACAAGCAUGAGUACUGUAUCUGGACAGAUGGACUGAAUGCGCUGCUCGGGAAAGACAUGAUGAGCGACCUGACGCGGAAUGACCUGGACACGCUGCUCAGCAUGGAAAUCAAGCUCCGCCUCCUGGACCUGGAAAACAUCCAGAUCCCCGAUGCUCCUCCACCGAUCCCCAAGGAGCCCAGCAACUACGACUUCGUCUAUGACUGUAACUGAAGUGGCUGGGCCCGGACGCGCCCCCUCCAAACUGGAAAACCUAGCUAAGAGGAGCGAGGAAUAGAAACACGCUCACACCUUGGAUCCUCUGUUGGUCAAGGGAAGCUGUGGGCCAACGCUUCCUUUGGCCUCACCUCUAGCCCCAGCAUUUUUUGGACUCUGCCUGGCAUCCUGCUCACCUUCCUGACUGUUUCUAGACUCCACUGCUUUAGGUCACUUCCCAUUGCUGCAGUCCACUGGCGGGACAAGAGCAAAACCCACUGCCGCCAGUGUGAGAGCCAAAGGGCCCUUCCACCCUAACCCCAGCAGGCAUGUCCUUCCUUCCCGGGGUAGGAAAGCCAGCAGCCCCAGAAUGCUCCAAAACGUGCCCACUAGACCAAGGGGAGUGCCCCAAGGCCCAUGUCCUGGAGAAACAGCCUAGCUCCUUGAUGAGAACACUGAAGACCACAUCCUCUCCCUUUUCUCUAGAGUCAGCUCGCACCACCAGUUCCACUGGAAUUGAGAUCUGCUUCCAAGUCUCCUCCCUGCCCUCCCGCCUGUGCCGUGCCCUGUUCCUCUUUGGUCCCAAGAGCAGCAGUAGCCUCCUGUAGUCCUCGCCAGCAUCAGGUCACCCCAACAGACAGCCCACGGGUCCCAUGCCCACUUUGCAUCCGCACUGUGACCACGACCAAACUUCCCUCCUGCCCAGCUCGUCUUGGGCUUCCUCUCGCUGCCCCAGCCCAGCCUGCCUCCCUUGAAUCCACACAUGCCCCUGCCUCUUAGCUGAAAGCACAGGCAGUGACCAACAGUCACGCUCCAUCUCUGAUAGGCUAAACCAGAAUGUCUCUGUGACGGGCCGUUGCUGUCCGAUGUCCCCUCCUGGGCGUCCUGCUACAGUACAAGUUCCACAGGCUGGCCAAGCUGUCAGACAUCCGAGUUUACAUCAUUGUAAUUAUUACAGGUAUUUACAAUUUGCAAGGGUUUGGGGUUAGGUUCUUUUUUUUUUUUUUCUUUUGGCUUUGUUUUUGUACAAAAGAGUCUAACAUUUUUUGCCAAACAGAUAUAUAUUUAAUGAAAAGAAGAGAUUCAUAAGUGUGUGUACUUUCCAGUUUUUUUUUUUUUUAAUUAUUUUCAUCCCAAACUUCUUCCUGAGAGU
Messenger RNA from Cynocephalus volans (Philippine flying lemur), 3631 nucleotides. It is a transcript of the gene ELMO1, whose product is annotated as engulfment and cell motility 1. The transcript has 22 exons. The record is from RefSeq and is a predicted model, not a curated record. Gene Ontology annotation, biological process: cell motility; actin filament organization. The coding region runs from base 313 to 2496 and encodes 727 amino acids. Gene Ontology annotation, cellular component: guanyl-nucleotide exchange factor complex; plasma membrane. NCBI's taxonomy places the organism in Eukaryota, Metazoa, Chordata, Mammalia, Dermoptera, Cynocephalidae.